ACACAAAGCCACCCUCUCACGAUUUAGAUGAGUCUGGCAACCGCGGGAAGAUCAAACCGGUCGUUAAAACAUUCUUUUUUCCUCCCGAAUUUUAUGGAUAAACAAAUGUUUAAUGCUCGUUCACUUGGGAGCUUGAAAAAUUGUGACUCGAUGGCAUCCAUUUUUUAAUGAAACUAUUUCUGACGACUUGUCGUUGUGAAAUUUUUCUGGCGAGUCGUAUCAAACUUAAAUCUUCCAUCUCUAAGUAUAAAAAAAUAUAUCGAUGAUAGCCGCUGGUGUUGCCCACAGAGGCUAGCACAACCCUAUUUCGCCUGUGCUGUUUUACACACAGCUGUCGACAUGACAUUUGCGUCGUAAACAGCGCUGUUGUAGGGGCUGCCCCUGUCUUGCAGUGUAAAGGACAGUCUGUUGUACAUAAUUGUGAAAACAGCAAGCUAGCUCCCAGCUGUGUUAGUUUGUGAUGAAGGUCGGACUUUACUGCACCUUUACUAUGUGAACUUGGAAUACCUUGCCCAUAAUCCUGAAGACUUGAAUAGACUAUAAGGCAAACAAAGAAUGGCAGCUGAAGAAUUUGUUCUGCGUUGGAAUAACCACCAGCAGAAUUUUGCUGCUGUCGUGGAAGACCUUUGGAGACACGAUACCUUCACAGAUGUUAUCCUCUGCUCUGAGGGGAGAGUGUUCCCCGCUCACCGUGUUAUUCUGUCUGCUUGUAGUCCCUACUUUCUUGAAAUCCUCAGCAAAGUGCCUGAGCACCAGCAUCCUGUUGUGUUCCUCCAAGGGGUACCCCUCAAGGAUUUACAUUCUUUGCUCACCUUCAUGUAUUCAGGGGAGGUGGUUGUAUCAGCUGGGUGUGAUAUGGCCUCGUUCUUUCGAACAGCUGAAAAUCUUCAAAUCAAAGGAUUAGCUUCAUCGUUGUUCCCGUUUGCUGUAGCUCCCGAACCUUUAAACACGCCUCUCAGUACGAGUGAGGGAGGUGCAGGAUCAGUGGAAAAUAUAAACGCAGGUUAUCCUGUGGGCCGUCCAGCACCAGGAAAUAGUGGAACUGUUAGCCCACCCAUCACAGGCGACAGACGAAUCCAUCACGUUUCAAGACCGACCAUAGUAUCUGAACCAAUGCGGUCAUCCUCAACCGACGUGGAUAGUCCUCAGCACCACCAUCAAACUGGAAGGAUAGAUGACAGGAUUACGUCUUCUCCUGGACGCUCAAGUCCUCCCCAACCAUUACCUAUCCGUGCACCCGUUAUCGCUCCGGUCGGCACCGAGCAGCAUGCCUAUUCUCAACAUCACAGCAUGCUAUUGUCCUCUCUAAUGGGCAACAGGUAUUCGCCGACACCACUCACCAACCGAUUAAUACCUGCCGCCCCACCGGCUGGUUUACCAUCUCCAUCUGCCGGACGUCCGCCGGUAGUAGUUGCCACUCCACCCAUAGGAGUUGGACCAGAAGGACCUUGGGUUCCUCGGCAGCAGCCCGUGAUCCCAAUUGUCCCUCCUCCACCACAAGGGCCUAUAGCCUCUCAACGAAUGCCUACUUACCCUCCUCCUCCUCCAUUGCCAGGACCGUCGUUCAGUAGGCGAGGUCGUCCUCCAUCCGAUGUCAACGCUCCACGACAAGAGCCUACCCCGACCGUUGCGUCUACGAUAGCUGUGUCUGAAGUGCCUGCCGCAGUUGCAGUGGCCGAACCACGACCGGCACCGUCUGCCCAAAACCAGCCGUUGCGAGUGACAGUCGUGACUCCGCAAGGACCAGUUACCAUGUUCCAGUGUCCAUAUUGCGGAAAACGUUUUCGGCGGAGAGAUCAUUUGCGACAGCAUAUCCGUACUCACACCGGUGAAAAACCCUUCCAAUGCAACACUUGCGGCCGACGAUUCAGCCAAUCGCAACAAGUGAGAAUCCACAUGCGUGUUCAUUCCGAUGCCUCGACGACUGGAACUACCAGCCAUCCACCGCACGCCCUACCAACACAGGGCCAAGGAUCACUCACAGGAGCCGGACAUAGUCGAAUUAGUAGAGGUCGCGAUUCCUACCGCGGCAGCAGUAGUAGCAGUGUUGGUAGCGCUCCUAGAGAAGCCUUUGUCGCAGAAUCGGACGUUCAGUCUAAUGUGAUCGCCUCUCAGCCGGGCGUUGGCGCCGGCACUGACGGGAGUCCGCGAGCCUCUUCAGCCCUCGCAACGACCUCCCCACCGCCACUGAUACAGACCAAACCGACCAGUCCUCCCAGUCCGUGUGACCAGGAUUCACCGACGGCCAACAAUAAUAACGCCUAAAGGUGGUAGGUCGGGAGUUAAGGGGGAAGUGGAAAGUAAUCCAAUGGGGAAAAAUUUUGUUUUCACAUAAAUCAUUUAAUCUAAGCCUCGUGCGAUAUCCAAGCGCCAUUCAUCGUACUGCCGUACCAUGUUCAAUGCUCUUUAACAAAUUGAAUUUCCCUGCCCUAUUAAUUACCACCCCAAAAUUUUCUUUUUUUUUCUCUCCAUUUUGGGGUUGGUUCACUGCCAUCAACCGGUCGAAUUCUUUUUCGCUCCAUUUUCUCUCUUUUCCCCGUGGCAAAAAGGAGCCUAUGGGCUGAAACCGGUUAAUCGUUGCUUUUUUUCUAUAUAUAUUAUCGUUGAUUAACCGUGGGCAUUUUUUGAAAACGAGCGUUUUUUUUUUUACCUUUUUUUUAGUAUGUGCCUGGUAGGAUUUGCUCUUUAAGGUCGGUGCCUUUGAUUGGGUUAAGCGGAGAGAGACAAUGCGCUAGAUAGGCGAGAGAAACAAAUAGGCGCAGCAUUGUGUUAGUGAACAGCCCAGUGAUUGUGAUCAUUGAAACCCGAGACCCAGAAUAUGAGCCAGCGAAGGAGCGUGAGAAUGAAAGUAAAAGAGAAUAGCUGAUUGUGCGAAUUUGCGCAUGUCAGAACAGUCUGUGAUAACCCAGUUGAGUUAGAAUCGACAGAAUUGCACAGCGGAAAAUCCCCCACCCCCUAAAAUUAUAUUUCAAUGUUGCAACUAACUCGUGAUAAAAGGCGCUGUGCUUCUUGGUUGAUAUGUUUCAUGCGUAUCGUUAAAAAUAACUCGUAGAUGGAGGAAGAAAAGACGUGGAACCAACUGUGAAAGGAUAUGCUAUCGCGCCAAGCCAUCAAAUGUGUACGUUUGUUCCCCCCAUCCUUCCUCCUCCCUCUCUUUGAUAGAGUCACAGUUCUCAAGCCGAGUGAAUGAUGGGCAACGACGAGUAUAAAAAAAAAAAACGCUAAUUAUUUCGUGAAAUCCAUUUCGUGAAUUAGGUAAAAUAAUUUCCCGUUUUAUAGGCAAAGAAAAGAAAAAGAAAAAAAAAGUAAUAAUAAUGUUAUGGAUCAAAUCAGUCACGGCAUUCGAUCGUGCAUAGUUAGCAAAUUUGUCCCCUCCAAAAAAAAAAAAAUGAAAUUAGCUUCAAAUUCGAUUUAUCAUGUUUAGCCGUUGACCCACCCCCAUAUCCACCAUCCUCCAUAUCUUUUAGAUUAUUUUAGAACAUCUCGUCGUUGCGUAGUACCACACUCGUUGCUCAACCAUUUGGACGUGACUGAUUUGCGUGCCUUUUCUGUCCAUCAAUGGUCAUCUGUCCCCCCUCCUCUCCCUUUUUUUGUAAUCGUAAUCAUCUGCCAGGAUCCAUGUGUUUAAAACACAUCCAGCAGCCUAGUAGAGUUUUUGUCUUCGAUCUUCCUUCACAUCAAAUUGUCCUUUCCCCCCUCGAGAAUGCAGAAUUUUCACUGCUACUUAACGACCUUAACCCUUAAACAUUUCAAUUCUUUCCCUCAAAGGGCAUUUUGAUUGUCCCCCCCCCCCCCGCUAUUGUUUCCAUAUUUUUGUGACCCUGCGGAUGAAUGAGUGAAACCGACAUCAUCGCAUUGAUAGAAUUUUUUGUGACGGUAACAACAAAUGCGAGUCAGUUUUUAGCGUAUUGAGUACCAACAACCGGUGAUUUGUGAAAACAAAAGUGAAAAACAAAAGAAUGGCGCAAACGGUUUGUGCGGAAUCGAAUCUAGUCUUGCAUUCGAAAGAUAAAUUUUUAAAGUUUCGUUUAAUUCCUUUUUAAAAGAAAAGUGACGAUCAGAUAUAGAAAUGAUCUGUUAAAUUGUUUGUUUUUUUUUUUUGGCUUGUUUUAAAAGUUUUUUGAUUCAUUAAAAGAAUGGAUGAUAUCUCGAACCCACAAACUUCUAAAGAUAACACCAAAAGAAAAAAAAAAAAAAAAGAUGUGCCUGAUUUCGACUGUGAAUGCUAUUAAACACAAACCCAGAUUCGGUAAUGAGUGAAACGGAAAAGAAAACCAAGAUGAGAAGACGGGAAUUGGUACCGGUACCUGUGUGCGGCUGUGCGAUGUUCUAUGAUUUCCUAUUAGUUAUGUUAUACACUAUAUUAUCCUUCUUUCGAUUCCUCUUUUUUUAUUACUACUGGCGCCUGCUUUUUUUUAUCGCUCUCCAGCAAUUUUCCCCGUUUUUUUAUACGUUUAUUUUCUCUAUCUCUUCUUUUUCUUGUCUUUUUUUUUUGAGUGAAUCUUGUGUGACAGUGAUGUCGUUGAUUGGCGUCCAGUGUCAAGACGCAAUACUCAUUAUUAAUGUCUUUUUCGUGUUUUAAACUUCUCUCUCAAGCGCAGUGAUCGGUAAAGCGUGCAUGUCUAAUGUUCGUUUUUUCUUUUUUUUUUUUUUGUUUUUGUUUUACCUUUCAUUUUUGAUUUUUACCUUCCGGUUGAUUAGCAUUUUUUCCUCCUUUUCCCCCGCUCUUUUUCUACUUUUUCGUCGUUGCCUUUUUGCCUCUUAAAUAGAGUGUGUAACUCGUGUUUUUUUUUUUUGUCACAUGACACAAUCGACUUUGUUCGAUCCUGUCAAAAAAAAAUCCUUUUUAUCUGUUUCGUUUAUUUUUCGUUCUGCGUCCGUUGCCGAACCAGUGAGGGGGGAAAGGCAGACAUUACCUUGUUACAUUAGGGAGCGAAUCAGUAUGAUGUCCCGCCAACUGUGACUAUUACUGAUACUCACCUGAAUCCACAAAAGUGAGAUGGGGAGGUGGAGCUGUCUAGUCGUUGCUUUUCUGUUCAUCCGCAAAUGCUUGAGCGAAAAAAGGAGGGUUGGGGGAUUCCAACUUGCCAGCAAUAAUUAAUAGCUGAAUAGAAUAUCAUGAGAGAAAGAAAAAAUUUAUUACGACCAUACAUUGUGGUCAAGGAUAAUGUGUCUGGUUGGUGUGUGUACAGUGAUGGUAUUCAAACUCUCCACCCCCCAAAAGAUUUUUUUUUUAAAUAAAAUAAUCGGAGAGGGCGAUACUGCACAAAAUGUGAUAUGGUUUUUAAAGAAUGGUAUUGUUGCGCGUGAUUGACUGUUUGAAUUAGCGAAAGCCCUGAAUGCACUUGAACACUACGACUUCUCCCUCCCCCAUCCAAAAAAGAAAAGACACAAAUUACAUCGGAAGUUUUCGUCUUUUUCACUUUAAUUAGUUCAUUUUGUAGAGUACUCGAUAUUUCUUUGAUCUAGCUUCUCUUCCUUUUGAGGUUGGGUUGAAAUAUUUUGUCUUCGUUCACUUAUGUAUUGUGGAAACAGACGGUAUGACCCCUUUCAUGAUUUCAAAAUUUUACAAUACAAUUGGAAUAAAAUCGGA
This is a messenger RNA of Daphnia magna, 5593 nucleotides long. RefSeq names its product early growth response protein 1-A. The transcript has 6 exons. Gene Ontology annotation, cellular component: nucleus. NCBI's taxonomy places the organism in Eukaryota, Metazoa, Arthropoda, Branchiopoda, Diplostraca, Daphniidae. Gene Ontology annotation, molecular function: protein binding. Gene Ontology annotation, biological process: regulation of transcription by RNA polymerase II. The record is from RefSeq and is a predicted model, not a curated record. Bases 556 to 2265 code for a protein of 569 amino acids.